GAAAUUCGAGUAAAGAAAGUCAGAGUGAUGUUAAGCUAAAAAUAUCUUCAAAAAAUAUUGGUGUAAUUUAUGAAAAGUUGGAAGAACUUUUAAAUUUUCUUUUCAAAGAUACUAACUAUCUAAGUUUUAUUAAUGACUAUCCCGUGUAAAUUUCUGGAGAAAAAAUUUUUAAACAGUGCUCAAGAGCUUGAAUGCAUGCUAAAAGAAUUAAAACGCGUGCAAAUUAAUGUACAGAAACAAAAAUUACAAAAAAAGUGCAUUGACAAGGAGAAAAAAUGCGUUGAAGAGACUUUAAAGAAAUUAAAAGACACUGAAAUACGUGAAAUGGAGACUAUUGUAUCUGUUUUUGACCCUGCCAUGUUUUCACGAUGGGAGUCAAUUAAAUCGACACGAAAAUUAGAAACUCUAGAGGGAUUUUUAUCGGAUAUAAAGAGCAAACAAUUGGCUUUGGAAAAUUUAAAUACUUUGGUAACGAGAAAAGUCAAGAAUACGAAAACUAUUUUAUUAAAUAAAAACAACGGUAAUAAUAAAGAUUCGAGUGUAGCGCUGCCGAUUUUAGAAAUUAAUUCAACAGAAAGCACAAUACCGCCCCCGCCACCGCUACCGGUAGUACCUUAUUAUACACAUUCGCAAGUGUCAACACGGCAACGUCAGCGUAUAGAAAAUUUACGCAGAUACGAAUCAUUUCGCGUGUAGAAAUUGAGGUCACCGAAAAUAUUAACCAUCUGGAGGCUUUGAUGAAUUGAAAAAUGAAUUGUAAAAUAAAAAAUACUUACUUCCUCGGUGAUAAUCCAAGGUAAUUUUGGAAGAAAACUAAGAACAGCGUCGGAAAAUCUACUGUG
Molecule: messenger RNA, 842 nt
Organism: Cotesia glomerata
Lineage: Eukaryota; Metazoa; Arthropoda; Insecta; Hymenoptera; Braconidae
Exons: 5
Coding region: 133-696 (187 amino acids)
Source: RefSeq, a predicted model, not a curated record